Molecule: messenger RNA, 1153 nt
Organism: Anoplophora glabripennis (Asian longhorned beetle)
Lineage: Eukaryota; Metazoa; Arthropoda; Insecta; Coleoptera; Cerambycidae
Product: netrin-B
Exons: 7
Coding region: 1-864 (287 amino acids)
Molecular function (GO): protein binding
Source: RefSeq, a predicted model, not a curated record
AUGUCCCGUCUGUGCUACGACAACGCUUGCGAGUGCAACCAGCACGCCCGCCGAUGCAGAUUCAACAUGGAGCUGUACAAAUUGUCUGGCAGGGUGUCCGGAGGCGUGUGUCUAAAGUGCCGUCACUACACCGCGGGCAGACACUGUCACUAUUGCCGCGAAGGAUACUACAGGGAUCCCACCAAGCAGAUCACACACCGCAAAGCAUGCAAACCUUGCGACUGCCAUCCGAUAGGGGCCUCUGGGAAGACCUGCAACCAGGCGUCGGGACAAUGCCCGUGUAAGGACGGCGUGGUCGGCAUCACGUGCAACCGAUGCGCCAAAGGAUACCAGCAGAGCCGCUCCCAUAUUGCACCUUGCAUCAAAAUACCCGUCGUCCAAAUUAUGGCGACCGAAGAAGACGAUGACGGAUACAGAGAAGACCCAGACUCUUCCACGGCGGGAGAUCACUGCGGAAAGUGCAAGGCGGCUACAAGAAGGCUAAACCUAAACAAGUACUGCAAAAGGGAUUACGCGAUAAUGGCACGGGUGCUAUCGCAAAUCGAAAACAACGACGACGAGCACACAAAAGGAUGGGUGCGGUACAUGAUAAACGUCGAAUUCGUGUACAAGAAAGCCAAAGAUUCCCGAAUAAGAAAGGGGACGAUGCCCAUGCUGAUUCCGGCGACGGAUUUGGCAUGUAAAUGCCCCAAGAUACGGGCCAAUAGGUCGUACCUGUUCUUGGGCAGGGAAAAGGACGACUCGCCCGGAGGGAUAGUGACCGGCAGCCUGGGUGUAACCCAGAGGUCCAUCGUCAUCGAAUGGAGAGACGAGUGGGACCAGAGAAUGCGUAGGUUCCGUCGCAGGGCCCGGAAAUGCAAGUGAACCGCCAAACCGCAGGCGCCCCACCCUCCCCCAAAGUCAUUUACUGGAUUCUAAAUUUUCAGAGUAAAGCUGACAGUUGUACUGUGAUUUAUUUAUUUCGUUUCAGUAUUUAAAUUUAUAUAAAUGUAUGUAUGUAGCUUCCGAGGCUCGCGAGACUUACCAUUUUAUUAAUUACUAAUUUAGUAAUGUAAAUGCACUGUACCAAAUGCAUUCUCUAUUCUAUUUUUAAUUUUAGUUGAUAGAUAUUGUAAUAUUUUAUAUUUUGUAAAUAUUUUUUAUAUGAUAAAUG